AUGGAUAUGAAUACAGAUCACCCAGACCUCAACAAGUUUUAUGCCAACCACCAGGAUCUCUGGGGCGGCAGUCGAAUGGAUGCCCUUGUCGGCCUGGUCGAAAGCAGUAUCCUGGAGCCCAAAGACCUCAUCAAGCGCGGCGAAGUCCCAGUCUCGUACAUCUUCGCCAUCGAGCCGACAAGUGACGACGAAAAUGUACAUAGAGCAUUUGAGUCUCUCAUGAGCGCCGCCGGCAUGAUUCGCUUCUUCGCCGCCGUCAACGAAGUAUCAGACUAUGACAACCAGAGUCGCAAAGAGACGUAUUCCAUUAAAAACCCGGACGAGGUUGCUCUGGCUUUUGAAGAGGCUGCCAAUGCGACCAUGACUUCGCUCACCAAGGCCCAAGUCGGAGCUGUUUACACAGUGGAAAGUACCCUGACAGAAUCCGUGUGUGUGAACAAAUCGCGUUCGGAACUUCGCCAAUAUGUCAUUGAACGCAUCCUUGCCGGUCUUCCAGAUGUCAGUAGCUCGGUCAUUAACAAGGUCAAUGAAGCCUUUACAGACUUCAUUCGCAAGAUAAGGCCGUUCCAGGUCGGCGAGGCGUCGGAGCCUUCCACCGUGAAUCACUGUGUCGUUGUUCACUACAUUGCCAUGAGUGACGAGACUGGGGACGCUGCGUCUCCGGUUCCACAGCCGAAGACACGUGUGGUGUAUUUUAAAUGCAAGGCUGGGGACUGGGAUCGUGCGAUGCAGAAGCCCGAAGGUUCCAAGAAGGAUGAAAAGAUACCUUUUGUCAUGGAAAUUUUAGUCCAGGAGAUGAGGCUGGACGAAGGGCUCUUCCGAAGACGAAAAAACAACUGGGUAACCAUGGCCAAAUUUAUUGCUGAGAACAAGGACGACGUCAAGGAGGUUGUCGAAAGUCAGGGUAUUGAAGGAUUUGGCAGGAAGACGGCAUUUGUGUUUGAGGCUUAG
Trichoderma harzianum CBS 226.95 is the source of this 951-nucleotide messenger RNA. RefSeq lists its product as hypothetical. Bases 1 to 951 code for a protein of 316 amino acids. The transcript has 2 exons. NCBI's taxonomy places the organism in Eukaryota, Fungi, Ascomycota, Sordariomycetes, Hypocreales, Hypocreaceae. The record is from RefSeq and is a predicted model, not a curated record.